Messenger RNA from Ceutorhynchus assimilis (cabbage seed weevil), 2385 nucleotides. The record is from the annotation of a GenBank genome assembly. Lineage: Eukaryota; Metazoa; Arthropoda; Insecta; Coleoptera; Curculionidae.
UUACAAAUUAAAUUUCAAACAAAAAGCAAAGACGGUUGGGCACAUGUUUUAAAGAGUUUUAAACAAAUAUAUUAAUUAUUUUACACGUAUUUUACAAUAGAUUAUUAAUUAUGGAUUCGCCAACUCCUGGUGAUUAUAAUGCCUUGUUGGAUUUGCAUAAAAACUUGAAACAGGAAUACGAAGAGGUAAAGCAAGAUUUACAUCAUGUUAAAAGAAAACAAAAAGUUAACGAAGCCUUGAUUUUUGAAUAUCGGGGCGAAAUUGAAAUUCUACAAGCAGAAAAAUCCAACGGUGGCUUGAAAUACGAAAAGAAAAUAUCAAGUUUGGAAGAAGCAUUGAACAUCCUUAGAUCAAGUCAUUCACAAACUACAUCACAUUUGGAAAACGAUUUGGCAAAAAAAGAAGAAGAAAAUGAAACAUUGAAAGCCGAAUUGGAAAUUCUCAAACAAAAAAUUGCAUUGUUAGAAGAGAAUAACGAUGUUUCUUUGAAGCUGAAUGAACCUGACAUUGUAGCAGAAAAUGAAAUUCUGAGAGAAAAUUUAGAAAAAUUGCAAGACGAUUAUGAAAUGAUACUGUCACGGCAUCACGAGAUGGACGAAAAACUCAUUGAAUAUAGAGAGGAAAUAUGUGAAUUGAAAGAAAGUUUAAAUACGAAAAGGGAGGAACUUUUGGAAAAAACGUUAUUAAUUGAUCAGUUGAAUGAUGACUUAUUUAUUAUUAAUAGCGAAUUGGAAAGUUUAAAAAAUAAACCUUUGCAGAAGGAGAGUAAAGGAAAUUCACUGUUUGCAGAAGUGGAUGACAGGCGUGUUCAUUUGCAAAAAACCGUUAAUGACAUGAAAUCAAGUUACAUUUACUUGAAACACGAACAUAGCAAACAUGAACAGAUCAUAGCACAUUUGCGCAAAGAAAAUGCCGAAUUGCAAGAUUUAUGGAAAAAGGACUUGGAAGAAAUACAAGAAGAUCGCGAUGGGAUCAUACAUUCCUUAAAUGAUCGUAUCCAAAUCUUGGAAGAAAUCAACAAAAGACAAACCCGACAAUUAGAAGAAGACCUGACACCUCCAAGUGAUGACUUGUGUGCUGAAUACAUGUUCUAUCAGGAUAUGAUUGAGUCUAAAAAUGAAGAAAUUAGAAAACUGGGAAAGAAACUCUCAGACAGGACCAUUACUGAGCACAUGCUAUCAGCUUCGGUUGCUCAAGCGCACAAAAAAAUACAACUGAUGCGACUCAAUAUUAUGGAACUUGAACAACAAAUUGAGAGGAACAAGGAAGAAGAAUUGCUGACAAGAGAAAAUCAAAUGUAUACUAGAUUGACUAUGUAUGAGGAGGAGCUUGGUGGCAAAUCGAAAGAGGAGGACGAAAGUUUGGAGGAAGUAUCCGACUUGAAAAGUUGCCUCAAAUCAGUAGAAAACAAACUAAGACUAAGCCCACAAAAUCUCUUAGAAGAUGCUUCCACAGAUACAUCAAUAAAUACAAGUGAAGACUUUGUAAAAGCUGAUUCAUCACCUUCAAAAAUUAAGCAACAUCAAAAUAGCAAUGCUGAAAAUAAAGAAAAUCGAACUAGCAAUAUUACUAAGAGGAAAGGAGUUCAAUUUUCUCAAGGAGUUGUUAGUCCUGCAUUAAAUCCGUCACGUCGAAGAAGCACCCAAAUACAUAUUGUAGAAAAUAAUGACCUUGACACUACUGAUUAAGUAAGUGAUGCUUAUGUAAGAAAAAUAUAUUAUUUUUUUAUUUUACUAAUUAAACAUUUUAAUUUUCCAAUUAGAGUUCAUUUUGAUUUUUUUUCUUAUUGUAAUCACAAAAUUAAAUAGACAUAUCUCAUUUCAAUGUCAAAUGUAUUGUUUAUUUCGUUUUGACCUUCAUUUUUGUUCCUUUUGUACAACCAAUACGAUUUUUAAGUAACUUUAUACAUAAAAUAAGUAAAACUAAAGGUAUUCCAAUGGAAACAGCUACAACGUCUAAAAGGUAAUAUUGAUACCAAUAUAGAUUUUUUAUAGGGCUUUGCAAAUGGGGCGCCCCUUGGUGUCUGAUAACGUACUCUAUCCAAUAGAUAGCAGUGUCCAUAGCUGAUAAAGGCCUGUCUCUGAAUUGGUCAGAGACUUUGUUCAUUGUUUGUUUAUAACUGAAAGUUUGCUAUUAAUUGCUAUUUAACAGACGAAUUAUUCUUACAUUGGCUCAUCCAAUAAUUUUUUCAUUGCCAGCAGCAUAGUUUCUUUGGUAAUUUUGUCAGAAUCCAACUUCAAAGCGUAGCCCAUCAAUUCCGAUUCUUUACUGUUCAAAUGUUGAUCCACAACAUAUGGAAUCAUAAGCAUUGGGACUCCACAGUAGACUGCUUCUUGUGAUCCCAACAUACCUCCGUGGGAGACAAAGAGUUUUACUCUUGGAUCG